This is a messenger RNA of Exophiala spinifera, 2892 nucleotides long. RefSeq lists its product as uncharacterized. The record is from RefSeq and is a predicted model, not a curated record. Bases 1 to 2892 code for a protein of 963 amino acids. The transcript has 4 exons. Gene Ontology annotation, molecular function: protein binding. NCBI's taxonomy places the organism in Eukaryota, Fungi, Ascomycota, Eurotiomycetes, Chaetothyriales, Herpotrichiellaceae.
AUGAGUUUCGGAUUUUCUCUUGGUGAUUUUAUUGCGCUUGCAAAGUUGGUAGAAGCGACGAGGAAACGAUUCAAAGGGGCGCCCGCUGAAUAUGCGGCGCUAGCUGAUGAAACACGCACUCUUCAGAUCGUGGUCAAUGACCUGAAAGUCCAGAUUGAAGAUGAUGAGCUUGCAGAUUCGGUCAAGGCGAACUUACAGAGUGCCGCAGCCAGCUGCGAUUCCGUGUUGGCUGAUUUGAAUGCUGUCAUUGACUCUCACACCGAGCUCGCUUCCAUCAACUCAACACCCACAAAACCACACAGUCCCUUGUGGAAGCGUCUCAAAUGGGACCCUGCCGAGGCGUCCAAGCUCAGAUCACGACUAGUUUCGGCAGUGCAGCUUCUGAAAGCCGUGCUCGAUAGUACGCAGCUCAACAACAUAGCGCAAGGGGUGCAAACACUCGCAAUCGCAUCAGAUGCUACCGAAGCUCGGCACAUUGCCGACUGGCUUGCACCUUCAACCUACUCUGAAUGGCAGAGUGACUAUUUCACUAAAGUGCAGCCUGGUACCGGACAAUGGAUUCUGAGCAAUGUUUCGUACCUCGACUGGAGGGACGGAAACCUGGCAAAUCUAUUCUUUGAGGGGCACCCCGGCGUUGGAAAGACUUUCCUCACGUCUGUGAUUAUAAAUGAUUUGCAGUCUUCCACCUCGCAAAGCGAUACGGCUGUGGCAUUUUUCUACAGCAGCUUCAGGAGGCGCGAAAAGCAAUCAUCCAUUGAUAUCGUUAGCAGCAUCAUGAGGCAACUAUUCCUGUACCGGCCUGGGAGAUCUGAUGCUGUCAAGGAUCUUUUCAACAAGCACCAAGGACCGGAAAAGCGCCCAAGCUGGGAUGAUCUGGAACGUACCUUGGAAAGCGUGCUGCAAGGAUUUUGCACCGUCUUCUUUGUGGUUGACGCACUAGAUGAGUGUGAGAACGCGCAUGAGGAAGGACGAAAACCAUGGGGGCUUGUGUUCGGUCUCUUGUUUCGCUUGCAAGAAACUCUAAAGUCCCAGGUCAAAAUUCGCAUCCUAGCAACCUUUCGGCCGUUUGUGCUGAUUGAUGGGGUCCCCGAGAACCACAAACGCCAUCGCAUUGAGGCCAGUGACCAUGAUCUGGAAACAUUCUGCCGAGCAAUCGUCCCCAGUAUCAGAUGCAUUGCUAAAAAGCCAGAACUACAGUUGAAGGUCAUACAAGAGGUCCGUGAGAGCGCUCAAGGAAUGUUUCUGCUUGCCAAAUUGCACUGUGACACCCUGUCCGCGAAGACGAAGCCAAAAGACAUAUUGAGAGCACUGAGUGGAUUCAGAGAAGGUGGUGAUCCUCUCCCUAGAGCAUACGAAGACAGUCUACGGCGGAUACAGAGCCAACCAGAAGAACAUCGAGAUCUUGCACGGAAGGUCUUGACAUGUGUUACUUUUAGUUUCGAGCCUUUGACUAUGGAUCAGGUUCGUCAUGCUGUUGCGGUCGAUGAAGAGACUCAGGAUAUCGACCCGGAAUAUGAUCUUGACGAUCCCGACCUCGUCAUCUCGGUGUGUGCCGGCCUUGUGACGCUUGAUUCACAAAGCCAGAAUCUCAGAAUGGUCCAUUAUACAACACAGUCCUUUCUCGAGUCUUUGGGCGACGGAUUUCUUUCGAAUCCGCACACCUUCUUGGCCUCUCGUUGCUUGAGCUACCUGCAGCUCAGCCCAUUUUCGUCAGGUCAUUUUUUAUAUGAUGGUUUUCCACGCAAGCCGAGUGGGAGGCGAUGGAGGGCACAUCCGUUUUAUCCCUAUUCCGCAAGAUUUUGGGUUAGACAUUGGGAGUAUGGAGGAUUUGAUCGAUCAUUGGAACAAACAGCAUUCUCGUUCCUGGACAACUUUGGCUUCGUCGGCAGCGCAUGGGAAGCAUGGGAAGCAUGGGGAGCAAACUUUCGUCCUGUGAGAGAGCUUCAUUAUCAUGGGUUGUCUUCACUUCACCUGCUGGCAGCAAUGGGUGCCAAUGUAGUAGUGAAGACCUAUCUUGACCGUGGUUUCCCAUCCACACCAAUGCAGAAUGGUGACCUACUCUGCGAAGCAUGCAAACGUUGCACAUCAUCACACAUUGCUUUCCUCGAAACGAGACAGUGUCCCUGGCAAGAGGCAAUCACAAGCCUGAAAGACGGAUGGAGAAGGACUGCCAUAGUAUUUGCUUUCAAACCCGCCUCGGAAGCUCACCGAUCAACAAUGAGAACGCUCCACCAUGCCAAUGGAGUCCCCGCGUUUGAAAAGGAUAGUACUGGCUUCAGUGUUCUAGAGCGCGCACUGUGGCAUGGAAUGGAUUCACUUGCGCUCGAACUUCUUCAGAACCCUGGGGUUCUGCCAUCUGUAGACAAGAUCGACGUGGAUCGUGUGAGUUACUUUGGCGGAGACGCUCUGACUCAUGCCGUCAUAUGGGGGAGUCUGGAAAUCGUGAAGUUACUGACGUACAAAUUUGGCGCCAACGUGGACGUCUCGGAUGGGAAAACGGGCUGGACACUUGUUAUGCAGGCUGCAUCACAUCAACGCAUGGAAAUGGUGACCUUCCUUGCCCCCUUGGUUUCUGACAUUAACAAGCGUGAGAAUCAUGGGAACACUGUGUUUCAUUUUCUACUGCGAUUGUUUCCAUUUCAGGACCCCUCAAGUCAAAUCUUGCAGGAGCUGAGGGCUUGCCUCUCAUGCUUGGUCGACUGUGGCGCGGAUAUGCGGCUGAAAGACGAAGAUGGCCUUUCGGCUUACGACAUGGUAUGCAGAUUGGAGGCGGAGGCAGAAGCCAUGCAUUGGAAAGCAGAGCUGUUGGAUACGGUAAGGCGGUUGAAGGAGAUCGCGUUGCCUUCGCUCUCGCCUGAAGAGAUACUUCAACCCACUCCUGGAACAUUGUGA